AUGGCUCCUGAAGCCAUAUCAUUGCCAUUGAGCCCGGCCUCGAGUGACGACCAAGAAUUGGUCCGCAAUUACAUUGACAAUGUGCUCGUUGAUAUCCUCCACCAAUUGACCUUGUCCCCAUCCGAAGGACACCCAUCUAUCACUCUGCGCCGCAGACCACGUCAAGCAACAUGCAUGAUCAAUCCAAACAAUGGGGCCCUCGAGGCAGGUCGUGACAAUGGUGCAUAUCGCUCAUAUUCAUGGCCAGGAAGCACAGCAAAGGAAUCAUGGAAAUUUACGGUGAUCAUUCGAGUAUUGGGUAUCAUUGAUCAAGCCCUGCGAGCAGGACAGUUGAUUUCGAAAAGAGAUAUAUACUACAUCGACCCAGCAUAUUUUAAAUCGCAACAGACAAUCGACGGCGUUGUAGAUGACCUUGCAUUUACCAUUGGGGUCGACCGAGCAGCGAUGAAUGUGGAAGCAGCCAGCAAAGGUUUGGUCGCAGGGCGCUUUCGUCUAAAACGCGAGUGGUCCGUUAAUGUGGAUGCCAACUCCACCCAAGAUACCAUGAUUCCCCGGAUUCAAAGCAUCGACGAUAUUGAUAUCUCCGGUGCACGAUGGGUGUUUAUCAUCGAAAAGGAGGCCGUCUUCCACCGGCUAGCUCGAAGCAGCUAUCCCACUCGGGCCCUCAUGGGUGAUGGAAUCCUCAUAACGGGCAAAGGAAACCCUGAUAUGAGCACUCGCGAGUUCGUACACCACCUCUUGGUCGCGUCAAACAAAUACAACAGACCACCUCGGUUCUAUGCACUCGUCGACGGGGACCCUUAUGGGAUAUCAAUCAUGUCAACAUACAAGUAUGGAUCAAUGGCACAUCUUCAUGAAAAUGGAAGGCUAAGCCUCCCGCGCCUGGAAUGGUUGGGCUUGAGAGUAGCAGAUGCUAUACUGGCAUCAGAAUCACCCGGUGCCAAUUCCGUCCUCUCGCUUACGACCAGCGAUCGCAGGAAGAUUCUCGCCAUGCUUCGCAAUAACCCGGCAUGGUCGAAUGAUGGACCCGAGCCUGAAUGGCGUUCGGAGUUACAGCGCAUGUUGGUGUUGAAUGUCAAAGCGGAGAUCGAGAUGCUUUAUGAGCGUGAUGGUGGCCUUGAGGCAUGGAUUGAUCGUAAAUUGUUUCGUCAGGAAUGA
Penicillium subrubescens is the source of this 1158-nucleotide messenger RNA. RefSeq lists its product as uncharacterized. Gene Ontology annotation, biological process: meiotic DNA double-strand break formation; reciprocal meiotic recombination; meiotic DNA double-strand break processing. Bases 1 to 1158 code for a protein of 385 amino acids. The transcript is spliced from 7 exons. NCBI's taxonomy places the organism in Eukaryota, Fungi, Ascomycota, Eurotiomycetes, Eurotiales, Aspergillaceae. Gene Ontology annotation, molecular function: DNA topoisomerase type II (double strand cut, ATP-hydrolyzing) activity; ATP binding; DNA binding. Gene Ontology annotation, cellular component: nuclear chromosome. The record is from RefSeq and is a predicted model, not a curated record.